Molecule: messenger RNA, 4158 nt
Organism: Vollenhovia emeryi
Lineage: Eukaryota; Metazoa; Arthropoda; Insecta; Hymenoptera; Formicidae
Exons: 4
Coding region: 1-4158 (1385 amino acids)
Biological process (GO): DNA integration
Molecular function (GO): nucleic acid binding
Source: RefSeq, a predicted model, not a curated record
AUGCCGCUCGAGCAUACCCCGAACUUCUCACGCGUUACCAGGAUGAGCAUCGAAUUGCGUCAGAGGUAUAACGCCAUGUCUCUUGAGGAGUUACAGCAAGAGAUCCAGAAUUUCGGACUGGAUCCUCCAGAGUCGCAUGACGACUGCAUUGCGCAGAUCACGUCGCACUUAGAGAAGAAUGGACCUCUUCUCGAUUUCGCCGAUGAUAACACACAAGGAGAGACAUCGUCUUCUCUAGGUUAUUCCGCAUCCCAGAUCUAUAGGGACAGCGGCGUACCUUCAUUCAUUCAACCAGGCAAUAGGCAACUUCAAGGAUCAGCACCUGAUGCCGCUUUUACACAACUUCGCCGACUCAUGGCCCAAGAGAUGUUGAAACUUCAACAGGCUCAAGCAGCCCAACAAGCCCAAGUAAGCCAACAGCAGGAAAUGUUGAAACUUCAACAGGCUCAAGCAAUCCAACAACAAGAAAUGUUAAAUAAAAUCAUGGCAGCCGUCAACAGGAAUUCUACAGAAAACCAAGGUCCUGCCGGUCAACCAAUCUCUUCGCUUGUCCAAAAUGCUGACGGGUUUAAUCCCCUUCCAGCUAGCACCAGUCUUCAAGCCCCGCAAUCAACGGAGAACCCUUCAGUGGCAUCCAUGAACGCCUCAAGGUUUUUGGUCUCUCAAAUUCCACAAUUUGGCGGGACGGAAGAUGAAGACGUAGAACUCUGGAUCGAGAAGAUCGAGAGGACCGCACUUAUACACGGUCUUCCCUCUGGGGCGAUGCUAUCAGCUGCUUCGAUCAAACUCACGAAAGCAGCUCGCAGAUGGUUCGAUUCAACCACAGGCCCAAUCAAUGACUCGUGGUCCGUCUUCAAGUCAGCAAUAAUUCGUCGCUUCGAGAGAGAAAUCGUAUAUACCGCUGUUACAAGAAAAGCGGAUGAACGAAGAUGGCUCUUCUCGAAAGAGUCAUUCCAGGACUAUGCAAUGGAUAAAAUAGCCAUCUUGCAAUGUCUCAAGCUGGACGACAAAAAGGUCAUCCACUGCCUCAUAGAUGAUGCGUCACAUAACAGCGAGAACUUCAACGUUGAGGAAAUCUCCAGUGUUCAGCGUAAAUACGACAAACACAAAUCCAAGGAUGAAGCUGCAGCCAAGCCUGAUCAUCAAGAAAAAGCUUCCAGUGAGCUCUUCUGUGUGUAUUGCCGCAGUAAGGGCCACACAAGAGACUCCUGCCAUAAACUCAAGAAGAAGGAUGCUUUCCCCAAACCUGCCGCGUCGAAGCCACCGCCUCUCAUCGCCGCAGUCAUCGAGUCUCCAACCCAGGAAGCAGACACCUCACAUGGUUCCAACACCAUCGCUUUCGUGGAAGCCCCGCGAAACCAACUGAUUACCGACACUGCCGUCGUAAAGGUAAAAGAGUUAAACAAUUACUCUUGCGACCUUAAGGCUCUCCUCGACACAGGAAGCCCAACUUCGUUUAUAAAUGUAAACGCGUUCAAAAAAUUUUUUCCGCGAACUUAUUUUACGGUUUCAACUAUUCCGUCGCUUAAAGCCAUUAAUGGAUCUCCUAUAAAAAUUCUAUGUAUUGUCGACGCUACGAUUAAAUUAGAAGCGUUACCAACUUUUACGGCAUUGAUUCGUCUCCAUGUCUUGGACGAAUCCAUAACGUCCUCAGACAUUAUCGUUGGUCGAGAUUUUAUAGAAUCAAAUAAUUUAUCUAUCACUCUUGAACCUACUAGAAUCGCCGUAAAACCUACGAAUGCAAACCUAGACAAUAAACUUGACUUACUCUCGGAAGUCCCGUCCGUUGACAUAAUAGAAGUCACUAACAAAAUAGAUAACCUCGCCAGCGAUAUUGUCAUCGAUUUCGACGUUUCAGCGAAAGCACAAUUAUUAGACGUCAUUAAGGAAGUCGAAACUUCCGAGGUUCCGCUGAUCGAAGACGAUCAUGCUAUAAAAAUUAACUUAAAAGACGAAUCGGUUUAUGCGUUCUCCCCGAGACGAUUUGCGUGGUCAGAAAGACUGCAGAUUCGCGAAAUAAUAGAUGACCUCUUACAGAGAAAAAUAAUAAAAGAGAGUGACUCGCCAUACUGUUCUCGCAUUGUCCCUGUAAGAAAGAAGAACGGUAGCCUACGUCUCUGCGUGGACCUACGACCUCUCAACGAAAGGGUCGUUAAAAGAAAAUUUCCAUUUCCUCUCAUCGAGGAUUGUCUGUCUAGAUUAGGGGAUAAAUCUGUUUUUUCAUUAUUAGAUCUGAAAGACGGAUUUUAUCAGCUCAAGGUCCAUCCAGAUUACACUAAAUUUUUUUCGUUUGCCACUCCAGACGGGCAGUACGAAUACUUGCGCCUUCCUUUUGGAUUUUGCGAGGCUCCAGCCGAAUUUCAAAAACGGCUUUUGUUUAUUUUACGGUCUUUCAUUAAAGAGGAUAAAAUCUUAGUUUAUUUAGAUGAUAUAUUUAUUCCAUCGUCUUCUGUCCAAGAAAAUUUAGAUGUCCUCAAGCAAGUUUUGCUGACAUUAAAAAGCUACGCUAGUCCUUUAAAUAACCUCUUACGGAAGGACUCUCCGUUUAAAUUCGAUGAUAAAUGUACUCAAUCAUUUGAGACUCUAAAGAAUCAAUUAGUUUCCUAUCCAAUCCUCCGGUUGUACAAUCCAUACCUUCCAACAGAACUUCACACUGACGCUAGUGCUCUCGCAGUGGCAGGAAUCCUCAUGCAAAAGCAGGACUCAGAUUUUUCGGUCAUCACGGACUGUCACGCACUCGUCUUUGCUAUAAAUAAAGCUCAUUUAAAUCCCCGCAUCGCGAGAUGGACUCUCAAGUUACAAGACUAUCGAUUUAAAAUCAUUCACCGCGAGGGACGCCGUAUGCAACAUGUAGACGCCCUUAGUCGCGUACCCCAAGAGGACAUACGUUCAGUAGACACUUCUGAUCGCGUCCUGCAUAUUGACUCGUUCCCGUUAGAGAAAGAAUUACAAUUCCGUCAACUUCAAGACGAAAAUAUAAAGACUAUAACUCAGUCACUCGAAACAGGUGACAACGACAAAUUCGAGCUCAUAAAUGGGCUUAUAUACAGAAAGUAUUCGGGAAAACCACUUUUCGUGAUCCCCGAAUCAAUGAUUAACAAGAUCAUUCAUAUCUAUCAUGACGAGAUGUCACAUUGCGGUUUUGAAAAGACGGUGCAAGGCAUUCUAUCUCAUUAUUGGUUUCACUCUUUGCGUAAAAAAGUUCGAAAUUAUAUCGACAAUUGUCUGACCUGUUUGUUAUUUAACACAGCGUCUAACACUCGUGAAGGUGAACUUCAAAUCACGGAUAACCCUCCUCGUCCAUUCCAUGUCCUUCAUAUAGAUCAUUUUGGACCAAUCAAUCCAACACAGGAUGGGUUUAAGCAUAUUCUGGUAGUCGUUGAUGCGUUUUCGCGCUUUACCUUCUUACAAGCCACCAAAUCAACUGGUACAAAAGAGGUUGUAAAUUAUCUAUCCCUCUUAUUUCAUAUUUUCAGUAAUCCAGGUAUCCUCGUCUCGGACAGAGGUACCGCUUUCACAUCUCAUGAGUUUGCCUCUUUUAUGAAAUCUAAAGGCGUCACUCAUACUCUCACAGCAGUCGCUUCUCCGUGGGCUAACGGGUUAGUGGAGCGCAUAAACAGAUUCCUUAAGUCUUCCUUACAAAAAAUCGUGGAUGAUCUACAGAUCUGGAACACGCAUUUGAAUGCGGUUCAAUACACAAUAAACAACACGUUCCACGCGGUGCUAAGAAAUACACCGUCUAAAAUUCUAUUGGGAUACGAUUCCCGUAACCAUCCCGAUAUCGAACUCAUGCGUUUCCUCGAGAAACUCGCCGAUACUCAUUUAACUUUAGAAACCGAUCGCGAAACCUGCCGCGAAAUCGCUUUGCAAGCGACAGAUAGUAUUAAGAGAUAUAAUAAGUCUUAUUACGAUGAAAAACACAAAAAGCCGUCCAAAUAUAAAAUAGGCGAUUUUGUUCUCAUCCGAGAUUCCACUCUGAAACCGGGUGAGGAAAGAAAGUUUAAACCUUCCUACAAAGGGCCUUAUUUAGUAGCUAAAGUGCUAAAUAAGAACAGAUAUGUCAUUACAGACAUUCCUGGGUUUAAUAUUACCCAAAAGCCCUAUAAUUCAAUUCUCUCACCAGAUAAAUUUAAACCGUGGAUAAAACCACUCGAAUAA